ACCGCUCGUUCCCGGGCAUCCUUCGCCUAGAUCUCUGGGUGGGCUUUCUGCUGCAGGCCAAGGGAUGGGAUGAGGGAAGGGGGGUGGGUCGGUGGGCUUUCCUGGGCCCGGGCAGGCAGCGUUGGAUUUGGGUAUUUGGGCGGUAGGUAGGCACCCACUGCACGCCCACCAGCGUGCUGCAUGAAGGGCGGCCGGCGCGACCCCACCAUGCUGCAUAUGGAAGAGAGCACAGAAGGGAAAAUGGGAGUUGACCAAGCAUUGAAGCAAGGGCUCGACCGCAUGUCAGCGACGCGAGUGGAGGAUGGGCUGGAGGAUGGGAGCAAGCAGGAGCGAGCAGGAGGCCGCAAUUCAACCCUCACCUUUUUCUACUCCGGCUCUUGUGUGUGUGUGGAGGCCGCCUCCCACCCACCAGCACACGCCUACCACUUUGUCCUGCCUGCCCCAGUUAGGAAGCAUGCGAGUCCCCGGGACGAUCCACGGCACUGGGGGAGCACGUUGAUUGUCAGGUGAGUCAGAUGUCCGAUAUUGCCAUGCCCCCUCCUCGCAUUGCGUACCUGCGCAUGCAUCAGCGUUGUGCGCUGCUUCCUCAGGCUAUAGCACCUGAUUCCAAUUUAAUGUCUGGG
This is a messenger RNA of Gaeumannomyces tritici R3-111a-1, 623 nucleotides long. RefSeq lists its product as hypothetical. NCBI's taxonomy places the organism in Eukaryota, Fungi, Ascomycota, Sordariomycetes, Magnaporthales, Magnaporthaceae. The transcript has a single exon. The record is from RefSeq and is a predicted model, not a curated record. The coding region runs from base 181 to 510 and encodes 109 amino acids.